UCGUCCUUCAUCCGACGCUCCUUCAGUGAAGACACAGCUCCAGAUUCAGAAGAGGGUGAUACAGGGUGUGGUUGCUCUGGCCUGAAUCGUGGAAAUACCAAGAAGAUAGACAAAUCCGGCGGUGAAGUGAAUGAUCAUCAUGGAGUUGAACAACACGACGAGGAACAUGCGAAUGAAUCUCCGGCUGACAAGUAUAAAGAAGAGAAAAACGUGUAUCCAAGAACCAACCAAAUGUCUUAUAUAAAAGGCGGCACGUUUACGAUGGGCACGGAUACACCGGGUGUACUCUUCGAUGGGGAAGGUCCUGCCAGGAAAGUAAAACUCGACCCAUUUUUUGCCGACAAGUAUGAAGUCAGUAACAGGGAAUUUCAGUUGUUCGUCGAUGAUAAAGGUUAUGUAACAGAGGCUGAGAACUUUGGUGACUCCUUUGUUCUAGAGGCAAGAGUGAGCGAAAAAACAUUGAGUACUGUAACAGAAGUUGUUGCACAGACACCAUGGUGGUUAAAAGUUAUUGGUGCAGAUUGGAAACAUCCAGAAGGACCUGACACAAACAUAACAGACAGAAUGGAUCAUCCAGUACUUCAUGUAUCUUGGAAUGAUGCAGUAGAGUUCUGUAAAUGGAUUGGUAAAAGACUACCUACAGAAGCAGAGUUUGAAUAUGCAUCCAGAGGUGGAAAGGAAAAUAGAACAUACCCAUGGGGGAACCGUUUAAGACCAAAUGGUAAAUGGUUGAUGAAUGUAUGGCAGGGUGUGUUUCCAACUGAAAAUUCAGCUGAAGAUGGAUUUGCAGGAACAUCACCGGUGAUGGCAUAUCCACCGAAUGGUUUUGGAUUACAUAAUAUGGUUGGUAAUGCAUGGGAAUGGACCAACGAUUGGUGGGGUACAAGUCAUACUGCUGAUCUUUAUGUUAAUCCAAAAGGUCCAGCAUCAGGCAUAGAUAAAGUAAAGAAAGGUGGUUCCUACAUGUGUCAUGCAUCAUACUGUUAUCGUUAUCGUUGUGCAGCUAGAAGUCAGAAUACACCCGAUAGUUCUGCAUCUAAUUUAGGAUUCCGCUGUUUUGCUGAUAUUGACAAGCCACCAGCAGGUGUUGAGAUAGAAAAUAUGCCGAAAUAAACAACUUUGAUUUUCUGCUGCUAACCUGCUUUGCUAUUUUUCAGUCUAAACUUGUGCCUCUCUCAGAUUUGUAUCUUUUCAUUUUUUUUUAACUUGACUUCAACAGUUUAUUACUAUGUUCUAUACAAUCUAAGAUGCUAGCCAGGUGAGAUGAUCUGCAUAACACUAUUCCAUUGUUUUGUUAUUUUGCAUGUCAACAAAGUGAAAAAGAAUAUGUGUUGCCCAAUACACCAGUAGCUGGGUCACCUAUCAAAACCCCUUGUGAAGUAGCUGAAUAUAUGAGAUAACACACACAAAUUGAAACAUGUUUUUUCUCUUUAACUAAGCCAUUCAUAAAUUUUCACUAAUUAGUACGCUAUAAUUUUGCUUCCAAUAGUCAGUCCAGGAAACUUUUCUCAAGAAUGUAAAUAAUCCUUAGAAAGUGCACUUUUGUACAACUACUAAUUAUGCCAUUAUCUUGUAAAAUUGAUAAUAUUUAUCAGAUUUCGUUCCAAAAAGUAGUACAAAUUGCUAAAUAUACCAGUUUUUAAGAGUGCUUAACUGAAGUUGACUUGAGAGUUGGGAGUUCUCAAUUAAAAACUUGAAUAAGUAUUUACAUUCAGUUUUUGAAAAUGAAUAUUACAUAAUUAUAUUAUUGUUAUGAUUUACUAGCACCUUAAUCUACAAAGAUAAGAUGCCAAGUAUGUAAGUUGUGGGAUACUAGUACUUCACAUUUAGUGGUAAAAUACGAUGCAUGUCUUGCUGGUAUAUAGGGUUGGGAGUACUGUACGAGCCUAAUUCUGUCUUCACAUGUCAUAUGUCUUCCAUUUCUAAUAUUCAGUUACCAACAAUAACUUAAAGUUGGUAGGUAUAUGCAUUACUAAAUUAUAUUUCUGCUAUGCUAUAAUGAUUAAUGCAAGCCAAAAACAAGGCUUGUUUUUGUUGUAUUUGACAUUAAAAUAUAAUCUAAUUAGUGCUUUUACUUCUUGAACAUGUAUAUAACAGGUAUAGUGAGGCAAUCACAGGCAAUCAUGCAAUCACAGGCAAUCAUGCAAAAUGCCGGUUUUGAAAGACUGUUUAUUUGUUAGAAAUGGUUGUAAAAUCUUUUUGGUCUUUUUCUUAUAACUUAUUAUUAUUGGUAUAAAAUACAGAAAACAAAAAUAUUACUUUAUUUUCAGUAGGAAUUAUAAAUCUGUCACAAAAAGGCCAGUGUAGCAGCUUUCAUCAUUCAAAAUAUCAAAUCAUAUCUUUUUGGUCUUUUUAGCAAUGAAUUAUGAUGGAUCACAUAAAUUUCUUAAAAUAUGAGUUUAAUAUAACCAAAUAUUGGUGGCAAUGAAGAGAAGAUGAUGAAGUUUAAUCUGUAGCAUAUCUGCAGGGAGUAUAGUAAACCUGAUAAUACUGAUUGGUGUUCCUUUCAGUCUGUUAUGUUGCAAUAAGGGCUUAAUAUUUGGCUUUUGAAUCUUAUUGUCUGGAACAAUUUAGAGAUUAUCUCUUAAAUCUUCACAAAUGGUGCAAUAAUAAUACAAGAUUUAUGCCAGUGGGUUUGUACAUUACGAUCAAUAAAUAUAGUAUUAGAUAAAA
Molecule: messenger RNA, 2673 nt
Organism: Saccoglossus kowalevskii
Lineage: Eukaryota; Metazoa; Hemichordata; Enteropneusta; Harrimaniidae
Product: formylglycine-generating enzyme
Biological process (GO): protein oxidation
Cellular component (GO): endoplasmic reticulum
Molecular function (GO): formylglycine-generating oxidase activity
Source: RefSeq, a predicted model, not a curated record